Messenger RNA from Nicotiana tabacum (common tobacco), 4840 nucleotides. NCBI's taxonomy places the organism in Eukaryota, Viridiplantae, Streptophyta, Magnoliopsida, Solanales, Solanaceae. The record is from RefSeq and is a predicted model, not a curated record.
ACACUUCUCAAAUAACUAUAUAUAGGUAGCUGUAGGUUUAAUUUGCAUAUAUGAAUGUUCAACUAUAUAUAGGUAGCUGUAGGUUUAAUUUGCAUAUAUGAAUAAGCUGCAUCAUCUGAUUAGAGGCAUCCCUCUAACAAUGGCUUCUCCACAUGCUGUUCAACUUGGAGAAUUCUUGUGGAUAUGUGGAGGAGAAUUCAAUUGGGGUUCAUUAUGUAUCCACAGAGCAAUAGUAGAUGCAUUGAAUCUUUUGUUAGUCUUUCUUUUCCUUCUUGUCUUACUUGUAAGUUCUGUGAGAAAAAUUAGAAUUUUUUGUGGUUAUAGGAGGGAUUGGAAAACUCUAGGAAUUUCUGUUUGUUGUGCUCUUGUAAGCAUUGUGUAUUUUGGUCUUGGUUUAUGGGAACUUACUAGUAGUAAAGAUGGUGGUGUAAGUCAUUUAAGUUGGUUACAAUACCUUGUUCGCGGAUUGAUUUGGAUUAGUUUAACUGUAUCAUUGCUUGUUCAAGGAUUCAAAUGGAUCCAAAUCUUGAUAUCAGCUUGGUGGGUCAUUUUCUUUGUGUUGAUUUCCACUCUCAAUAUUGAAGUUUCCAUAAAAACACACAGCAUCCCGGCUCUGGAAGUGGUGACGUGGCUAGUGUCUUUCUUGAUUUUCCUUUCUGCCUUAAGUACCUUUUAUCACAUCAUUUCUCAAUCCUCUUCAAAACAGAAUUUGUUAGAACCUCUACUAGUUGAUCAACCUGAUCACAACCAAAUUAGUAUAAGCCAGGCCGGUCUUUUUGGCAAGUUGUCAUUUUCUUGGAUUAAUGGUUUGCUUCGCUUAGGAAACUCGAAAACAUUAGCUCUUGAAGAUAUUCCUUGUCUAGGAUCUGAGGAUGAAGCGAUCUUAGCAUACGAGCAACUUUCCCGUGAGUGGCAAGCACUCCAAAGGGAGAAGCAUCAGAACAAUUCGGAGAACUUACUCAUUAAGGCCAUAGCAAGAGUUUACUGGAAACAAAUGGUUAUUGCUGGAGCAUUAGUACUUCUCAGGAUUGUUGCCGUUGUAAUUGCUCCUUUAAUGCUAUAUGCAUUUGUGGCUUAUUCAAGUCGCGAGAGAAGAACCUUUCUUGAAGGUGUUCUAUUAGUGGGGUGCUUGGUUGUUGACAAGCUUGUUGACUCUUUUUCUUCUCGACAUUUCCUUUUCUAUUCGAGGAGGAUUGGUAUGAGAAUGAGAUCAGCUCUAAUGGUGGCAGUUUAUAAUAAACAGCUCAAGCUCUCAAGUUUAGGAAGGCAUAGGCACUCAACUGGAGAGAUAGUGAACUACAUUGCUGUGGAUGCUUACCGAAUGGGAGAAUCUCCGAUGUGGUUUCACAGCGCAUGGGGCUUUGGCCUGCAAGUAUUUUUAGCUGUUAUUGUUCUUUUCGGGGUUGUAGGACUUGGAGCAAUUCCAGGUUUAGUACCCCUCGUUAUCUGUGGGUUGCUGAAUGUGCCAUUUGCAAAGUUACUUCAGAAAUGUCAAUCUGAAUUUAUGAUUGCUCAAGAUAAACGACUGAGAUGUAUGUCUGAGAUUCUUAAUAGUAUGAAGAUAAUCAAGUUGCAAUCCUGGGAAGAAAACUUCAAGGACUCAAUUGGCUCGCAUCGGGAGAAUGAAUUUAAGUGGUUGGCUGAAAUUCAGAUUAAGAAGGCUUAUGGCACUUUACUAUAUUGGAUGUCCCCAACUAUCGUCUCAUGUGUCAUCUUUUUGGGGCUUGUCCUUUUGGGGAGUGCCCCGUUUGAUGCUGCUACGAUUUUCACUGUGUUGGCGGCGUUGAGGUGCAUGUCAGAACCUGUUAGAAUGAUACCAGAGGCUCUUUCAGCUUUGAUUCAAGUCAAAGUUUCUUUUGAUAGGAUCAAUAGUUUCCUACUCGAAGAUGAAGUCAAACCAGAGGAUGUGGUGACAUUUUCUCCUGGGGAUUCAGAUCAUAGUGUCUGUAUAGUAGGUGGUCAUUUCACCUGGGAUCCGCAGUCACCUGAUGCAUUGCUUAAAAAUUUAAAUUUUCAAGCAAAAAGAGGACAGAAGAUUGCAGUUUGUGGGUCAGUUGGAGGUGGGAAAUCAUCUCUUCUAUAUGCCAUACUUGGAGAAAUACCAAAAACCGCAGGAACAGUACAUGUAUUUGGAUCCAUCGCUUAUGUCUCUCAAACUGCUUGGAUCCAGAGUGGAACUGUCCGUGAUAAUAUACUGUUUGGGAGGUCAAUGGACGGAAACAAGUAUCAUGAGGCGGUUAAGGUAUCUGCUCUAGACAAAGAUAUCGACAGUUUUGCCCAUGGUGACCUCACGGAGAUAGGUCAGCGAGGGCUCAAUAUGAGUGGAGGACAGAAGCAGAGGAUUCAACUUGCUCGAGCUGUGUAUAGUGAUGCUGAUAUUUAUAUUCUUGAUGAUCCUUUUAGCGCUGUAGAUGCACAUACAGCAUCAACUCUUUUUAAUGACUGUGUUAUGACUGCUCUGAAGAAUAAAACCGUCAUCCUUGUUACUCAUCAAGUGGAGUUCCUCUCUGAGGUUGACCAAAUUCUGGUAAUGGAGAGCGGACAAAUUACUCAAUCGGGAAGUUAUAAUGAGCUAUUGAUGUCUGGGAUGGCCUUUGAGCAGCUUGUGAAUGCUCACACAAAUGCUGUAGCUGGGCUUGAUCCUCUGGCCUAUAAAGAUGAAAGUGAACCUUAUAUAGGACUUGGAAAUGAACUCGAAGAGACUAAGAAGCCUUACAUUGUAAAAGAAAACAGCCAAAAAGAGGUUUCCUUAAAGCCGGGAAUACAAUUGACAGAGGAGGAAGAAAAGGAAACUGAAACUGCUAUGUGGAAGCUCUUCCUAGACUAUGUUGUAAUCUCUAAAGGAUCACUCUUCCUUUGUUACAACAUACUUACUCAGGCCGGCUUUGUUGCUUUUCAGGCCGCUGCAAGUUACUGGCUUGCAAUUGCAAUUCAAAGUCCUAAAUUUAGCCAUAUCAUGGUUAUUGGUGUCUAUACUUUAGUAUCACUAGUUAGUGCAUUGUUUGUGUAUCUCAGAUCUCUAUUUGCAGCUCUCCUCGGUUUAAAAGCUUCUAAAGCCUUUUUUUCUGGUUUCACAAAUUCCAUUUUCAAUGCUCCUAUGCUGUUCUUCGACUCUACUCCCGUUGGGCGGAUAUUGAUCCGAGCUUCGUCAGAUUUGAGCGUAUUAGAUUUUGACAUGCCAUUCUCCUAUGCAUAUGUGAUGGCUGCUGGAAUAGAAUUGCUUGCAACAAUCGGCAUUAUGGCCUCGGUGACAUGGCAGGUUCUCCUUGUGGGCAUUGUUGCUACAGUAGGCUCAAAAUAUGUCCAGGAACAUUAUCAACCUUCUGCCAAGGAGCUGAUGAGGAUCAACGGGACAACAAAGGCUCCUGUUAUGAAUUAUGCAACCGAGACAUCACUUGGAGUUGCCACAAUAAGAGCAUUUGGAGCAGUCGACAGAUUCUUCCAAAACUACCUAAAACUUGUCGAUGCAGAUGCAAAAGUCUUUUUCUGCUCCAAUGGAGCAAUGGAGUGGUUAGUUUUUAGAACUGAAGCACUUCAAAACCUCACCCUAUUCACUGCUGCUUUUCUCCUAGUUUCGAUCCCGAAGGGUUUUGUCUNAAAGGGUCUUAUCGGACUUUCUCUUUCUUAUGCGUUGGCACUUACCAAUACUCAAGUUUUCUUAAGCCGAUGGUAUAGCAGCUUAGCUAACUAUGUGAUUUCGGCUGAAAGGAUCAAACAGUUCAUGCAUAUACCUCCCGAGCCUCCAGCAAUUGUGGAAAAGAAUAGGCCACCAUCUUCUUGGCCUACCAACGGUAGAAUAGAAUUGUUGGAUCUAAAGAUUAGAUAUCGUCCAAAUGCUCCAUUAGUUCUCAAAGGGAUAACUUGCACUUUCAGCGAGGGGACCAGAGUAGGAGUAGUAGGAAGGACAGGAAGUGGCAAAACAACACUUAUAAGCGCUCUAUUUCGCCUAGUAGAGCCUUACAGUGGGAAUAUUACGAUAGACGGUAUUAACAUUUGUUCUAUAGGCCUCAAGGAUUUAAGGUCAAAACUUAGCAUCAUCCCUCAAGAACCAACACUUUUCAAGGGGAGCGUUCGAACAAAUUUGGACCCUUUAGGUCUCUAUUCUGAUGAUGAGAUAUGGAAGGCUCUAGAGAAAUGCCAGCUUAAGGCUACUAUUAGUACACUGCCAAACUUGCUAGACUCAUCUGUCAGUGAUGAAGGCGAAAACUGGAGUAUGGGGCAACGACAGCUCUUCUGUUUAGGCAGGGUCCUUUUGAGGAGGAACAGGAUUCUAGUAUUGGAUGAAGCAACUGCCUCUAUCGACUCGGCCACUGAUGCCAUUCUGCAAAGAAUUAUUAGAGAAGAAUUCUCAAACUGCACAGUAAUAACUGUUGCUCACCGAGUUCCUACUGUCAUAGACAGCAAUAUGGUCAUGGUCCUCUCUUUUGGGGAACUUGUGGAGUAUGAUCAGCCCUCAAAACUCAUGCAAACCAAUUCUUCUUUUGCUAAACUUGUGGCUGAAUAUUGGUCCAGCUGCAGAAGGAGUUCCCUUCAGAAAAUGGAUAGCUACAUUAGCUAGUGAGAAUGGGCAACCCGGUGCAUAAGGCAUCUCGCGUUCACGUAAGGUCUAGGGAAGGGCCGCACCCCAAGGGUAUGAUAUAGACAGUCUACCCUAAUGCAAACAUUAGUGACUGCUUCCACGUAGCUAGUGAGAAUGUUGUCUUCUUUUUUCCUUUUUCUUGUUUUCUUUUUGUUCUCAUCUAUAGCUAAGAUUAGGAUCUGCUUGCUGUUUGCAAUGUGCUUCUUGUUUGUGUGAAGAUUAACAUAAUAACAUUCCAAAAUUUGAAAGAGAACUUCCUAU